Hevea brasiliensis (rubber tree) is the source of this 1233-nucleotide messenger RNA. Its product is annotated as probable carboxylesterase 9. Bases 142 to 1212 code for a protein of 356 amino acids. Gene Ontology annotation, molecular function: hydrolase activity. The record is from RefSeq and is a predicted model, not a curated record. Lineage: Eukaryota; Viridiplantae; Streptophyta; Magnoliopsida; Malpighiales; Euphorbiaceae. The transcript has a single exon.
CGUCUUGCUCUAAUUUUAUGGCUCCAACGCCAAUCCUUUCGGGGUUUCGUUGGCAUGCCUCCAUGUUUGUAAACAAUAAUUAAUUAUUUCUUGCAACAACAAGAACAAUAAACACACAGCUGAUGGAGUAGUGCUUUGAACAUGGGCAUGGCUACCUGCAGCUCAACAUCCUCCAAGAUCGCCCCUUCUAAAGAUGCUUUAAAACCUUCCUGCGAACAUCCCAUUCUGUCAACAUUCGAUAUUCCCACAUCGCCAGUCCCCAAAACGGACCCCUAUGAGCACCUCCACAUCGCUCCCAACCUGGAUGGCACCAUCACUCGCUUGUUAAACGUUCCAACUGUAGAAGCAAACCCUGAGGCCACCCACGGCGACGCUGUGGUCUGCAAGGACUUGACUCUAAAUGCCGAAAAGCAAACUUGGAUUCGCAUAUACAGGCCCACUAAACUACCCUCCAAUGAUAACACCAUAGCUCGUCUUCCUAUUAUUAUUUACUUCCACGGCGGUGGCUUUAUACUCUUGAAAGCCUCUAUGAAGCAACCCCACCAGACAUGUUCUGAGUUAGCCAGCGAAAUCCCUGCGAUUGUGGUUUCGCUGGAUUACCGUCUUGCUCCGGAGCACCGGCUUCCAGCUCAAUAUGAAGAUGCAAUAGACGCGAUUCUAUGGGCGAAGCAACAGGUUAUGGAUACAAAUGGAGAGCAGUGGCUGAAAGAUUACGGGGAUUGCUCCCGCUGCUAUUUGUGUGGCCGUGGUUGCGGUGGGAAUAUGGUAUUUCAUGCAGCUUUAAGUGCAUUAGAUUUGGAUUUAAAACCACUAAAGAUUUCUGGGUUGGUUUUGAACCAACCCAUGUUUGGAGGGAGUGAGAGGAAGAAAUCAGAGCUCAUGUCUGUGGAUGAUCCGGUAUUGCCGAUACAAGCACUGGAUCUCAUGUGGGAACUAUCUUUGCCAGUAGGAACAGAUCGGGACCAUCCGUUUUGUAAUCCUGUAGUAGAAGGUCCACACAAGAGGAAGAUCAGCUCGUUAGGGAGGUGUUUGGUGACAGGAUUCUCAGGGGAUGCCAUGUUUGAUAGGAUGCAGGAUUUGGUGUCAAUGCUAUUGAGAUCUGGAGUGAAGGUGGAAGCAAGGUUCCAUGAUCCUGGGUUCCACAACGUUGAUAUUGUGGACGGGCAAUGCGCUCUCACCCUUUUAAACAGUAUAAAAGAGUUUGUCAUCUAAAAAUUUUCUGUGCUUUUUUUC